Messenger RNA from Prunus mume (Japanese apricot), 4047 nucleotides. The record is from RefSeq and is a predicted model, not a curated record. NCBI's taxonomy places the organism in Eukaryota, Viridiplantae, Streptophyta, Magnoliopsida, Rosales, Rosaceae.
AUGACAAUUAAAUUUGUUUUAAAACACAACAGAGUAACAAAAACUCAGAGACUUUGGGUUGGGGCUUUCCUUUUCCACUGGUUUGGAGAAGAACAGAGAGAGAAGGAGGAGGAGGAGGAGGAGGAGAAGAAGACUAGAUCGAUUGAUGGUGGAGGAUUUGGGAAUUACGGCUUCGAGAACGGAGAAGAGAAGAGAAGAAUUAGACAGAGGAAGGAAAGGACGCAGAGAAACAAAGAGAAAGAGGAGUCGAAGAAAUGUGUGGAGGAGAGUAGGGGUCGAACUGAAAUUAAAUUAGAAUUAAUAAAACUCAUGUAUUAUUCGGUAUGGUAUGACACCAACCGGGAUCACAAAUGUGAAAUCGAUGUCGUGCCAAACAGUAACGGGAUGACAUGGUAUCAUCCCGUUUACACGUCAACACCAAACGGGACGGCACAAGAUUGGUACGGUUUGACACAGUUUUGGGAUGGUUUCGGUAUUCCGGUUUUGAUGCCCACCCCUAAUUGUGAUGUGUUGAAAUGUGAAGGAGGAGUGACCCUUUAUAGGCAUCCAAUACUCUCUUCGCUUCUGAGCGACUCUCUCUUUUUCUGCGUCUCUCUGAAUAUUGUGAGGACAGAGAAAAAAACAGUGGAACUGGAGAGGUGCGUGAAGGACUUCGUGGUGGAGAACAAGAAUCCUUCGGAGGAAACUAUUCGGAGAUGGAGAAAAGCCGUCGCGCUCGUCAAGAACUAUCUUAGGAAGUUCCGCUUAAUCGCCGAUCUCGCUAAGCUGUCCGUGGCCAAGAAGAAAAGUCAAAUUCAGGAAAAGAUUCACGUUGCUCUUUGCGUUCAGAAAGCAGCACUGCAGUUUAUUAAAGGACAGGAUGAAUACAAGCUGUCUGAAGAUGCCAGAACUGCAGGUUUGAGCAUUCACCCAGAUGAACUUGCAUCUAUCACGUGUGGCCAUGAUAUUAAGGCCUUGAAAAUGCAUGGUGCUGGUGAUCGAUCCAAUGAAAAGCCAGGACAGGAUGAAUACAAGCUGUAUGAAGAGGCCAGAACUGCAGGUUUCAGCAUUUACCCAGAUGAACUUGCAUCUAUCACGCGUGGCCGUGAUAUUAAGGCCUUGAAAAUGCAUGGUGGAAUUCAUGGGAUUUUAAGGAAAGUCUCUGUCUCGCUAGAUGAAGGUGUCAAGGAUAGUAACAUACCAAUCAGGCAAAAUGUUUAUGGCUUAAACCGCUAUACGGAGAAACCUCCCGCAACAUUUUUUAUGUUUGUAUGGGAAGCCAUACAAGACUUGACAUUAAUUAUCCUUCUGGUAUGUGCUGUGGUUUCAAUAGGAGUUGGAAUUGCCACUGAGGGGUGGCCAAAAGGCAUGGACGAUGGUGUGGGAAUUUUAAUUAGUAUAGUUUUAGUGGUUAUGGUUACUGCCAUUAGUGACUACAGACAGUCAUUGCAAUUCAAGGAUUUGGACAGGGAGAAGAAAAAGAUUUUCGUUCAGGUCACUAGGGAUAAAAAAAGACAAAAAGUUUCCAUUUAUGACUUGGUUGUUGGAGAUAUUGUCCAUUUGUCAAUUGGGGACCAAGUUCCAGCUGAUGGAUUUUUCAUAUCAGGAUACUCUUUGCUGAUUGAUGUGUCAAGCUUGUCAGGUGAGAAUGAGCCGGUGCAUGUAUAUGAAGAGAAGCCUUUUCUUCUUUCAGGAACUAGAGUGCAGGAUGGGUCAGGUAUAAUGCUGGUGACAACAGUUGGUAUGAGAACUGAACGGGGAAAGUUGAUGGAAACUCUGAGUGAAGGAGAAGAAGGUGAGACCCCACUGCAGGUAAAGCUGAAUGAUGUUGCUAGAAAGAUUGGUAAAAUUGGUCUGACUUUUGCUGUGUUGACAUUUUUGGUAUUGGCAGUAAGAUUUUUGGUGGAAAAAAUACUUAACAACGAGAUCACUGAUUGGUCUUCAACCGAUGCAGUAAUCCUAUUGAACUACUUUGCUAUUGCGGUAACUAUAAUUGUUGUUGCAGUUCCCGAAGGAUUACUAUUGGCAGCAACGCUGAGCCUUGCUUUUGCUAUGAAAAAAUUAAUGAAUGAUAGGGCACUCGUAAGGCAUCUCUCAGCAUGUGAGACAAUGGGUUCUGCUAAUUGCAUUUGCACAGAUAAAACAGGGACAUUAACCACAAACCACAUGGUAGUUAACAAGAUAUGGAUAUCUGAAAAUCUUUUAGAUGUAAGAGGUAAUGAGAGUAGAGAAAUAUUGAGAUCAGAAAUAUCUGGAGCAUCAAGCAUCCUGUUACAGGUUAUAUUCCAAAAUACAAGCUCUCAGGUUAUUAAGGAAGAUGGAAAGAACUCCAUUUUGGGGACACCAACAGAGUCAGCAUUAUUAGAAUUUGGUUUACUUUUGGGUGGCGAUUUUGAUGCCGUGCGCAGAGAGGUUAAUAUUCUUAAGGUUGAACCUUUCAAUUCUGUGAGGAAGAAAAUGUCUGUGCUUGUAGCUCAUCCUCAUGGUGGGAAACGAGCCUUUUGCAAAGGUGCAUCAGAAAUAGUACUGGGAAUGUGUAACAAAUUUAUUGACUUUAAUGGAGAAUCUGUUAUUCUCUCCUUAGAACAGGUAAAGAUUAUCACGGAUGUCAUUAAUUCUUUUGCUUCUGAAGCCUUGAGAACUCUCUGCUUGGCUUUCAAAAAUAUAGAUGACUCUUCCAUCGAAAAUGACAUCCCAGAUGAUGGCUAUACAUUGAUAGCAGUUGUUGGUAUCAAGGAUCCUGUGCGCCCUGGGGUCAAGGAUGCAGUUCAAACUUGUUUAGCUGCUGGAAUAACAGUACGAAUGGUCACUGGUGACAAUUUAAAUACGGCUAAAGCCAUAGCUAAAGAAUGUGGCAUACUCACAAAAGAUGGUUUAGCCAUAGAAGGACAGGAGUUUCGUAACAUGUCUCUUGAGCAGAAGAAAGCUGUUAUACCGAGAAUUCAGGUGAUGGCUCAGUCUUUACCGUUGGAUAAGCACACCUUGGUAAAAACUCUGAAAGAUGAAGAGGUAGUUGCAGUGACUGGCGAUGGGACCAAUGACGCUCCUGCUUUGCACGAGGCAGACAUUGGACUUGCUAUGGGCAUAGCAGGAACAGAGGUUGCCAAGGAAAGUGCUGAUGUCAUCAUAUUGGAUGACAAUUUUAAGACUAUAGUAAAUGUGGCCAGAUGGGGACGUUCAGUGUACGUAAACAUUCAAAAGUUUGUGCAGUUCCAGUUGACAGUUAACGUUGUUGCUGUAAUAAUCAAUUUUGUUUCUGCAUGUGUCUCAGGAUCUGCUCCCCUUACCCCUGUGCAAUUGCUUUGGGUCAACAUGAUUAUGGACCCUCUUGGGGCAUUGGCACUGGCAACAGAGCCUCCAAAUGAUGGACUUAUGAAAAGGCCCCCUGUUGGGAGGGGUUCAAGCUUCAUAACCAAGGCCAUGUGGUGGAAUAUCAUUGGUCAGAGUUUCUAUCAACUGAUUGUCCUUGGAGUUCUCAAUUUCUAUGGGAAACAGCUACUUGGACUUUCUGGUUCAGAUGCAACUGAAGUUCUAGACACUGUGAUAUUCAACGCAUUUGUGUUUUGCCAGGUGUUUAAUGAGAUAAACUGCCGUGACAUAGAGAAGAUAAACAUAUUCAUGGGCAUGUUUGACAGCCAGGUAUUCCUAGGCGUCUUGGUUUGCACAGUGGCCUUCCAAGUUAUUAUAGUAGAGUUCUUGGGAGCUUUUGCUAGCACUGUUCCACUAAGCUGGCAACUAUGGUUACUCUGCAUUUUACUUGGAUCAGUUAGCAUGCUUGUUGCAGUUGUGCUCAAGAACCCUCGCAUGAGGUUCCGCUUUGUCGUCGAUCUCGAUAAGCUGUCCGAGGCCGACAAGAACAGUCAAAACCUGGUUUCUUUCUCUCUCUCUCUCAGCUUAUGCAGUUUUUACGUUUUUGUUUUCAUUUCGUUAAAAAAAUAUGAACACGCUGCUGUUUAUAGAGCUUUUGCUGGCCUGAUUGUUUGGUUACCGAGAAAAAUAGGGUAGGAAAACAAAAGAAAUUAAAACGAUUUUCAGCAUUUUAAUUUGAGUAAUUUGGACUGCUAAAAA